Molecule: messenger RNA, 1944 nt
Organism: Ochotona curzoniae (black-lipped pika)
Lineage: Eukaryota; Metazoa; Chordata; Mammalia; Lagomorpha; Ochotonidae
Gene: CCDC62
Product: coiled-coil domain containing 62
Exons: 13
Coding region: 4-1944 (646 amino acids)
Source: RefSeq, a predicted model, not a curated record
CCUAUGAACCCCUCGGCGAGCUUCUUCGCCGGGCGCCAGAACAUCAAGUCCGAGUUUGAGAUCUCCACGGAGGAGAAGCAGCGGAAGGAGCUGCAGCUGCUCAUUGGAGAGCUGAAAGACCGCGACAAGGAGCUCAACGACAUGGUGGCGGUGCAUCAGAGGCAGCUGCUGUCAUGGGAGGAGGACAGGCAGAAGGUGCUGACACUGGAGGAGCGCUGCGGCAAGCUGGAAGGCGAGCUUCACAAGAGGACAGAAAUCAUCCGGUCACUCACAAAGAAGGUCAAAGUGCUCGAGUCCGGCCAGCUCGAGUGCCAGACAGUGCUGCAGAAGACACAGCUGCAGCUGCAAGAGAUGGCUCAGAAGGCGACCCACUCCGCCCUGCUCUCCGAGGACCUGGAGGCUAGAAACGAGAAUCUCAGCAACACGCUGGUGGAGCUCUCUGCCCAGGUGGGACAGCUGCAGGCUCGGGAGCAGUCGCUCACGACCAUGAUCAAGCUCAAGGACAAAGACAUCAUUGAGGCAGUCAACCACAUCGCUGACUGCUCGGGGAAAUUCAAGCUGCUGGAACAAGCGCUACGUGACGCCAAGAUGGCGGAGACGUGCAUCGUGAAAGAGAAGCAAGAUUAUAAGCAGAAAUUAAAGGCGCUUAAGAUUGAAGUCAGUAAGCUCAAAGAAGACCUCAACCAGAAGACCACCGAGAACAACGAGCAGCGCGAGGAGAUCAUCCGCCUGAAGCAGGAGAAGAGCAGCCUGGGCGACGAGCUGCUCUGCACCGCGGAGAGGGAGAAGAGGAAGGACGAGCUGCUGGACAUCGCCAAGUCAAAGCAGGAGCGCACGAGUGCCGAACUGCACAGCCUGCGGCAGAUCUAUGUGAAGCAGCAGAGUGACCUGCAGUUUCUGAACUUUAAUGUGGAAAAUUCUCAAGAAUUCAUCCAGAUCUACGACUCUAAGCUGGAGGAACCCGACAGCCUGGAGUGCAGCAGAGGCCUGUGCCUGUCAGAACUUGAACUUAACCACUCAAAGGUCCUCAAGAGGGAGAAACAUGCGGAGCUGCUGGCCAGGGAGCCGGAGCUGGAGGCGGUGCUGGCCCCGAGGCCGGCCAAGGGCCACUGCGAGGCCUGCAGCGGGAGGAGGCUGCAGGCGGGCCCGGCGCGCGCGGAGAAGGGCGUGCUGCUGCCCCGGUGCCCGCUCACCAGGGACCUGGCAGAAAAGCCCAAGCCCUGGCCUCCGGGAGAGAAGCCCCAGCCGGAGCCAGAGGGCACAGCCCCGCCGUGCAAGGCCCCGGCCAGGCUGCCUCCGGGCACCAGAGAUGCGCUCGUGGGCGAGGAGCGGCCACUCCCGGAGGCACCGAGGCCUGGCGACACGCAGUGGCACGACGUAAGUGCCUACCUGGGCCUGGCCAGCUGCCCCGGGACAAGACAGCCAGAGCAGCUGGCAGAGCAGUGCCGGGGGCACAUGGAAAUGGCGGGUGACUCCUGCUGCCAGAGGGCCGAGGCUUGCCCGGGGGACGGUGCCACGUGUGAGGCUCCGUGCUGCCACCCCAGCAACCUGGUUGUGGAAGCGCCUGGCCCCGUGUCCGACGCCGAGUGGAUGAGCAUCUUCAAGCCUUCCAGAACACAGAGAAUCGUGCGCCACAGAUCCGUCUGUACCUGUUCAGGGAGCGUUCGUGGGACGAAAUACAACGCCUCCACGAGGGAGCUGAGCGCCAUCCAGCAGGCCCACUCUCCGGGCUCCUCCCAGCCUGCCUCGCGGGAGGACGAGGCCUCCUCGUGUGACAGAAAGAGCCCCGCGAAUGAGCCCGAUGGCUUCUCGCCCACCAGCAAGCUGCAGCGUCUGCUGGCUGAAUCCCGGCAGAUGGUGACCCACCUGGAGCUGAGCACCCUGCUGCCCGUCAGCUGCAAGGCUGCCGGCCCCGGGCCCGAGCGCUCCGGAUUCAUCUCGUAG